Molecule: messenger RNA, 1756 nt
Organism: Erythranthe guttata (spotted monkey flower)
Lineage: Eukaryota; Viridiplantae; Streptophyta; Magnoliopsida; Lamiales; Phrymaceae
Product: Pentatricopeptide repeat (PPR-like) superfamily protein
Biological process (GO): RNA modification
Molecular function (GO): protein binding; RNA binding
Source: RefSeq, a predicted model, not a curated record
CGAAGCAAAUGAUUGGAAACCAGAACUACAGAGCUCAAAGAAGCACCGGAAACCCGCUGUCAAGCUGGUGUAACUCCAUAAGAAGCUUAAUAUCUCAGAAACAACCGAAAGAAGCGAUUCUGAUAUACACUAGCAACCGCCGCAACGGUGGCACUGUUAUCGGCGCCAUCCCACUAGUUCUGAAAGCAUGCGCUUCGCUCUCCAUGGUUGGUUUCGGGAAGGCACUGCAUUCGGAGAUUCUGAAGUCGGGAGUGGGAUGUGACGUGAUGGUGGGGACUUCGUUAGUUGACAUGUACGGUAAAUGUCGGGAUAUAGUAAGCUCCCGCAAGGUGUUCGAUCGUAUGCCUGAGAGAAACGUGGUUUCUUGGAAUGCCAUGAUAGGGGGUUACAUGAGGAUUGGCAACACACGGCUUGCCUCGAUUUUGUUCGAGAGUAUGCCGGUGAAGUCGUCGAUCACUUGGAAUGAGAUGAUUGAUGGGUACGCUAGAAACGGGGAUAUGACAAUGGCGAGGCGGAUUUUUGAUAGCGUUCCGGUGGGUUUGAAGAAUGUGGUGGCGUGGACUGUGUUGGUUGACGGGUAUGUGAGCAGUGGGGAUAUGGAUGCUGCAGGGGAGGUGUUCGAGAGAAUGACAGAGAGAAAUUUGUACGUGUGGUCUGUGAUGAUUACUGGAUAUUUCAAGAAAGGUGAUACAGUGAAGGCGAGGGGGGUUUUUGAUGGGAUGGGUUCGAGGAAUUUGGUGAUUUGGAAUUCGUUGAUAUCUGGCUAUGCACAAAAUGGGAUGUGCGAGGAAGUUUUAGAUGCUUUUAGCAGAAUGCGAGGCGAAGGGUUCGAGCCGGAUGAGGUUACGUACACAAGUGUUUUAUCAGCUUGUGCUCAAUCGGGGAUGUUAGACAUUGGUAAAGAAAUUCACCAGAUUAUUCUCGAGAAGAGAAUCGAAAUGAAUGAGUUUGUUCUAAAUGGAUUAGUCGACAUGUACGCAAAAUGUGGGGAUUUACGGAAUGCAAGAUUGAUAUUCGAAGGGAUUUCGUUACAGAAUUCUGCAACGUGGAAUUGUUUAAUUACAGGAUUUGCCAUUCACGGCCAAUGUAAGGAGGCCAUUGAAUUCUUCAGAAGAAUGGAGGUGUCGGCUGUAAAACCCGACAGUAUAACUUUUCUGUCUGUUCUAUCUGCUUGUGCGCAUGGAGGUUUUGUGGAAGAGGGUUUGAAAACAUUCUCGAAGAUGGAGAAAUACGGACUGAAACCAAACGUAAAGCACUACGGUUGUCUUGUUGAUCUGUUGGGGCGAAAAGGUAAACUGCAAGAUGCUUACAACCUAGUGAAGGGGAUGCCUAUGAUGCCGAACGAUGUAGUCCUCGGCGCUUUGCUUGGGGCAUGUCGAAUACACUCUGACGCGAUUAUGACAGAUCGCGUGUUGGAACUUGUCAGAAAGAUGAAUUCUUAUUACAGCUCCCGUGACGAUGAUGAUGACGGGCAUUAUGUGCUCUUAUCGAACAUAUACGCAGCUUCCGAAAAAUGGGAGAUGGCUCGAGGAGCACGAGUUAAGUUUUCGGCUAACGGGUCCAAGAAACCACCUGGAUGCAGUCUACUCGUGCUUUAACGCAUUUAAAGAAACAUCGAAGCGAACAAUCUAUUGAAGAGAAAAGUGUUCGUAAAUAUUCGAUUGUGAGGUACAAAACUAGAGGAGGGUCUCAAUUGUACUAUACAACAUUACCGAGUUUCGGUGGAAAUAUAUAUAUAUAUAUUGAAUUACGAGCU